Molecule: messenger RNA, 183 nt
Organism: Balaenoptera acutorostrata (minke whale)
Lineage: Eukaryota; Metazoa; Chordata; Mammalia; Artiodactyla; Balaenopteridae
Product: translation machinery-associated protein 7-like
Exons: 1
Coding region: 1-183 (60 amino acids)
Source: RefSeq, a predicted model, not a curated record
AUGUCCAGCUGCAAAGGGGGUAAGAAGAAGCCCAAGAAGCAGGCCAAGGAGAUGGAUGAGGAAGAUAAGGCAUUCAAGCAGAAACAGAAAGAGGAGCAGAAGAAACUCGGGGAGUUAAAAGCGAAGGCCUCAGGGAAGGGCCCCCAGGUCACAGGUGGAAUUAAGAAAUCUGGCAAAAAGUAA